This is a messenger RNA of Plasmodium coatneyi, 1131 nucleotides long. Its product is annotated as KIR protein. The record is from RefSeq and is a predicted model, not a curated record. The annotation marks the transcript as partial. Lineage: Eukaryota; Apicomplexa; Aconoidasida; Haemosporida; Plasmodiidae. The transcript is spliced from 4 exons.
AUGACAACACCACUCGAUGAGGGAAAACUACCCUCAAAGGAAGAGUUUUAUGAUAAGUUCGAAAAGGCCGAUGAGAAUGAAUGUACCUUCCUUAGUGGACAGACCGUUUCAUUAGGGACUCAAUUAGAGAGUACACUGAGGAGUAAUUACCCCGACACCAUUGGUUCAAAGGAUCAAAUUUUGCAUGCCUAUUGUUAUGCACGUAACGACAAAACAGGUGGAAGCUCUGAAAUUCAACGUUGUACUUUCUUUUAUUAUUGGUUGGGAGAUUUAUUCUUCAAGAAUCAAAGUAAUGAGAAAUUAAAAGAAUUCGUAGAAAAAAUUUUCUCGGCACUACAAGAAACUUCUUACGAAGGUAACUGUAAGGUUAAUUACGAAGGUGUUGACAAACUGCUGUUCGAUUUAAUGAAGAAAUUAUAUGACUUCCAUUAUGACAGCGGAACUAUAGAAGGGCAAGUACAGAGUUGUAAAACUAUCUGCCAUCAGACAUAUACCCAGUACUUGAAGAAAGUUGAUGCAGCAUAUAAUGCUCUGGGUGCACUCUGUACGUUAUAUCCUGAUAAAUAUUGCAAAGGUUUCUGGAAUGAAAAUAAUACGCUAAUUCAAAUGAAACUAUCAACAUUGCAAUCUACAUUAACAUCUAAGCCAAAAGCUACAGAAGAAGAACAUGAGUCAUGCUCUUCCGUGAAUGCGGAAUUACUGAAUUCGCAAACAUCAAAAUUGUUGCAAGAAAAAGACAAGGCUGUUCGCAAUGCCACCAUCACCUCUUCCAUCACCUCCAUCUUUGGCACACUUGGAAUGACAGUCGCUCCCUUCUUAUUAUAUAAGUAUAAACCAUGGUCUUCUUGGUUUGGUAACCACACUUCUGGAGGAGGAAGAAGAGCAAGAAAUAAAAGGUUCACAAGGAAUGAAUUUGAUGUACUCACAGAAGACACCUCAACGUACGAUUCAGCAACUGAAGGUUCCACAAUAGGUGAUUUAUCAGGAGGAAAUUCUACGGUACGCUCUUCGACAUACAACACAAGACAAUCCAGAGGAAGAAUAAAUAAUGGACCGAGUCACAGGAACAAUGUAGGCUACAGUCGCAUGAAGGAAGGGACGAACAUAAAUAACAGCACAGAGUUCAUACAA